Alternaria ethzedia is the source of this 1407-nucleotide messenger RNA. RefSeq lists its product as uncharacterized. Bases 1 to 1407 code for a protein of 468 amino acids. The transcript has 3 exons. The record is from RefSeq and is a predicted model, not a curated record. NCBI's taxonomy places the organism in Eukaryota, Fungi, Ascomycota, Dothideomycetes, Pleosporales, Pleosporaceae.
AUGACAGAGCGAGUAGCCAAGCCCAGAGGUCGAAAGAAGAAAGAGACAACAAGAGCUGCGCUAGCAGUCCGCGGAAAGGAUUCAACAGACGAUGGCCAGCCACCAGCAAUUCCACGUACUAUCCUAGCCCAAAACGAAGCCGCAAGCACAUCAACACCAAUUGGCCAGCCUUCGUCUUCGCCAUACCCAUCGUUGCCAUCCGAAAGCAGAGACAACGAAAAAAUAGAGCAAGCCAUCGUAGCAAUCCGCUAUCAGUACAGACCACCCAUGCUAAACCAACCUUCACGAGUCUUACCAGAAGCUCUAGAUACCGCGUUCCUAUCUCACUACAUUGAGCUCAACAAAGGCGGAAGUCAGUACGCACCGGAAAUCCAAUGGCUGGGGCAUAUAAACCAGAUUCACAGCAACGCAAGGAAGCCAGCGGUUCGACUGUCUCUUCGCGCAGUCUCCAUGGCUUUUUUCGGGAAGCACCAUCAUGAUCCUAGUAUUUUGAUUGACUCUUGGAGAUGGUACACCGUGGCGUUGAGUGCGCAGAGGACGUCUAUAGCGAGGCUGAAGAAUGAUGCUAUUCCUGAUGAGGAAGAGGUUUUAGUGCCGCUUAUCAUGUCGUUGUACGAACUAUAUGUAGGGGCGACUGCAACGGGUGCGAUGUCUCAUAUCGCAGCUGCAGCUGAAAUCAUGAAUAUGCGUGGGCCGAGUAACUGCGGGUCAGGCGCCAUUUGGCCGUUGUUCAAGGGCAUCCGCAGCUCCGAUGCGCACAAAUCCGUAGUCUUCAACCGCAAAUCCGUCUACGCCUCCCCAGACUGGAUGACCCUCCCCUUCAUCGGCAAACCACGAGACGCACACCAAACCCUCGCAGACAUCGAACUUAUGGUCCCCCACUGCUUCGCCAUGCUCGAGAUACCGGGGUCUAUGCGCGUCCUCUUCUCCACGCCAAUACCCCCGCACGUCGACGUUCGACCUUGUAAAGAACUCGCGUGCAAAUUGAUCCGGCAACUCGAUGACUGGGCUGCAGCCUACCCGCACCUGACGAACUUAUCCAGGAGCCCGCGCGGGACACCGGUUGAGAGGGCACUAAUAGCCUCAAACUACAUGGCCGACCGCCUAGUCCUAAGCAUGCUCAUGUACAAAAUGCACACAGAAUCCACAGCCCCCAUAGAACCCUACGAGCAUAGCACCCAGCAUUACUUCGACGUGGCCAUGAAAGCCACAACGGAUAUCAUUGAGGCGGCAGCAGAGAUCGAACAGGCCCAAACACCGGGGUUUGACCUACUGAGGAGUAUUGCACCCGUUAUGGCGGUGGCUUUUGCGGCGCCGACGAUGGAGCUGAGGAAGGAUGCGGUGGAUACGAUGACGAGGUGGGCGAGGAGGAUUGGGGGGCUGGGGAGUAUUAUUGGGGCGAUUUGA